Messenger RNA from Acanthopagrus latus (yellowfin seabream), 2511 nucleotides. RefSeq names its product cytochrome P450 2J6-like. Gene Ontology annotation, biological process: xenobiotic metabolic process. Gene Ontology annotation, cellular component: intracellular membrane-bounded organelle; cytoplasm. The record is from RefSeq and is a predicted model, not a curated record. Lineage: Eukaryota; Metazoa; Chordata; Actinopteri; Spariformes; Sparidae. Gene Ontology annotation, molecular function: heme binding; iron ion binding; oxidoreductase activity, acting on paired donors, with incorporation or reduction of molecular oxygen, reduced flavin or flavoprotein as one donor, and incorporation of one atom of oxygen. Bases 509 to 1735 code for a protein of 408 amino acids. The transcript is spliced from 9 exons.
GCCUUAGAAAACUGUAUUUAAAUCAUUUGUGCUGUGAUUAGUGACAUUUUUAAGUGUGGACUUUAUUGAGACAUUAAAAUGAAUUUGAUUAAUUUAAUUGAAUUUACAGUUCAGGUCAAGAUCCUUCACAGACAUUACUGUGCAAUAUCCGGAUAUGGGAACACUGAGAACACUUACAAACUUAAUAUUGAACUGAAAAAUUGGGUGCUUUUUAUGCUAUGUGAGAUAAUUUAACUGCAGAGUGUUGAUAAACUUGUAGUUCACAGAUGUUAGUAAAAGUGCAUUUAAUUUACUAUUUUUUUUAUACAGAAACUAAAUGCAGAUACUGACAUCUGGUGGUGAAAUUGUAAACAUAAAUGGAAAUUCUAGCCUGUAAACACACUCAACCACACAUGAUAGCAGGUACUUCUUGUGUGUUCCUCAUCAUACAUUGCUGGCUGACACCUUUGGGAGUGUGUUCAGCGUUCGCCUCGGCAGUGAUAAGGUAGUGUUUGCAUGUGGGUACAAGAUGGUGAAGGAAGCCAUUGUGACACAAGCCGACAACUUUGUGGAUCGACCAUACAGCGCAGUUUCUGGGAGAGUCUACUCAGGAUCCUCAAACGGUCUGUUCAUGAGCAAUGGUGAAAGAUGGAAGAAACAGCGACGCUUCGCCUUGUCUACCUUACGUAACUUUGGCGUGGGCAAAAACACCAUGGAGCAGUGCAUCUGUGAGGAGAUCCGAUACCUGCAGGAGGAGAUAGAGAAGGAGAAAGGUGAACCGUUCGGCCCAGCAGGCCUCUUCAACAACGCCGUGUCCAACAUCAUUUGUCAGCUGGUGUUCAGGAAACGGUUUGACUACAGUGACCACAGAUUCCAGGUCAUGCUGAAGUAUAUGUCUGAAGCUAUUAUGCUGGAGGGCACGAUAUGGGGCAUGCUGUAUGAGGCAUUCCCUAGAGUGAUGAAGCACUUGCCAGGUCCUCACAACAAAAUUUUCAGUAACUACAAUGCAAUUCUGGACUUUAUGAUGGAGGAGAUAGAGAGUCACAAGAAGGACCUGGACCACAACGAUCCCCGGGACUACAUGGACUCUUUCAUCAUUGAAAUGGACAAACACAAAGAAUCUGAACUGGGAUUCAGUGAGGCCAAUCUGGGGAUGUGCUCCAUGGAUCUGUUCUUGGCCGGAACAGAAACAACCUCCACCACAUUGCUGUGGGCUUUGGUUUACCUGAUUAAACACCCUGAUGUCCAGGAGAGAGUCCACGCGGAGAUAGACAGAGUGAUCGGACAGAACCGCCUUCCCACUAUGUCAGACAGACCCAACCUGCCCUACACCGACGCUGUCAUCCACGAGAUCCAGAGGGUCGGAAACAUUGUUCCUCUCAAUGGACUCAGAAUGGCCGCCAAGGACACGACACUGGGCGGUUACUUCAUACCCAAGGGUACGUCCCUGAUGCCCGUUCUGACCUCUGUGCUGUUCGACAAAGACGAAUGGGAGACUCCAGACAAGUUCAACCCUGGACACUUCCUAGACGCUGAGGGAAAGUUUGUGAAGAAAGAAGCUCUCCUGCCUUUCUCUGCAGGGAAACGUGUGUGUCUCGGAGAAGGCCUCGCCAAGAUGGAGCUGUUCCUGUUUUUGGUUGGUUUACUACAGAAGUUCUCCUUCUCCGUUCCUGAUGACGUAGAGCUGAGUACAGAAGGAAUCGAGGGGGCGACACUCGUACCACACCCCUACAAAGUUUACGCCAAGGCUCGCUGAACUAUGCAACCUCUUACUGAACCAUUUUACAUCCAACCAAUGUGUAACACACGACACUGUCUCUGUCUGUACAUUUAAUUCUGUGUGAUACAUUUAGUUUUACAAAUACAAAAUAUUAUUUUAAAGCAUUUCUGUUUGUCGGAGUAGUAAAUAAUGGCAACGUGUAUAAAAAUCUCAAGUCAUGUCACAUCGCGGUGAGGGAUGUCCUGUCUUGGGGUUUUGUCUUGUGAAUUUCAUGUUUUAUUUUCAAAGUAACUCUCCUCUCGUUUCAGGUCACUUGUCCUUCCUCUUGUGUCCCUGGUCCGAUGUCAUCCCUAAUCCUUGAUUGUUCUCACCUGUGUCCCCUCCCCCAUGUGUAUAAAGUCUUUGUCUUCCUCUGUCUGCGUCGCCAAAGUAUGUCGUCGUCCUGUCGUCUACUGAAGCCCUGUUCCACAGUCUUGCAUUUCUGAUGACGCUAAGUAUUGCCAAGUUUUAUUUUCUGAAUUUGACCUCUUGAGAAGAGUGAUUUUGAUUUAAUAAUAUUUCUGGUUAGGAUUUUGAUUUUCAGUUUAUCGUUUUUUUCAUAGCCUUUUUUUUUGUGCCUUGUGGAGCGCUUUUUGUUCUACCUUUUGAAUAUAGUGAGAGUAGUUAAGUUUCAUAGCCUGAGUGCUUUCCUCUUCGGAGUGUUUUUUUGUUUAAUUAAUUUUCUUAUUCAAGAAUUUGUCAUAGAGUAGGUUUUCCUCCUUCGGGAGCGUUUUCUGUUUCUUUUGUGUGUCAUGUCUUGUUUGUCUAUAUUU